This is a messenger RNA of Apis mellifera (honey bee), 2581 nucleotides long. RefSeq names its product DDB1- and CUL4-associated factor 7 (gene wap). Gene Ontology annotation, cellular component: nucleus. The record is from RefSeq and is a predicted model, not a curated record. Bases 234 to 1274 code for a protein of 346 amino acids. Gene Ontology annotation, molecular function: protein binding. NCBI's taxonomy places the organism in Eukaryota, Metazoa, Arthropoda, Insecta, Hymenoptera, Apidae. The transcript has 4 exons.
UAUAAGAGCGCCAUUUUAUGUUAUCAUAAAAGAUUUGAUUAAUUCUAUAUUUUUAUGAAAAAUUGUAAUUUGAAUAAAUAUUGGCUUUUUUUUGAUUACCAUUUUUAUUAUUAAAUAUUCUUCUUAAUAAUAUGCUUAAUUUGAAAAAAUUUUCGUAAGUUAGAAAUAGAUAAUAUUGAAAAACAAUCACAUUCUAUACACUUCAGAUUUUAGGUGACAAAAAUAUAAAAAAAAUGGCGUUACAUAGUGUACCGCCAAAAAGAAAAGAAAUUUAUAAAUAUGAGGCACCAUGGCCACUAUAUAGUAUUAAUUGGUCUGUAAGACCUGAUAAACGAUUUCGUUUAGCUCUUGGAAGUUUUGUAGAAGAAUAUAAUAAUAAAGUACAAAUAGUUUCACUUGAUGAAGAAACCUCUGAAUUUAGUGCCAAAAGUACAUUCGAUCAUCCUUAUCCAACUACAAAAAUUAUGUGGAUACCAGAUAGUAAAGGAUUAUUUCCAGAUCUUUUAGCUACAUCUGGAGAUUAUUUAAGAGUUUGGCGGGCAGCUGAACCAGAAACUCGUUUAGAAUGUGUUCUAAAUAAUAAUAAAAAUUCAGAUUUUUGUGCUCCUCUUACAUCUUUUGAUUGGAAUGAAGUAGAUCCAAAUUUAAUUGGUACUUCUAGUAUAGAUACAACAUGUACUAUUUGGGGAUUAGAAACUGGUCAAGUUUUGGGUAGAGUCAAUAUGGUCACUGGCCAUGUUAAAACACAAUUAAUUGCUCAUGAUAAAGAGGUAUAUGAUAUAGCAUUUAGCCGCGCUGGCGGUGGUCGUGAUAUGUUUGCAUCCGUUGGUGCAGAUGGUUCUGUGAGAAUGUUUGAUUUGCGGCAUUUAGAACAUUCAACGAUAAUUUAUGAAGAUCCUCAGCAUACACCACUCUUGAGACUAGCAUGGAAUAAACAAGAUCCUAAUUAUCUUGCAACAGUUGCAAUGGAUGCAUGUGAAGUAAUUAUUUUAGAUGUCCGUGUUCCAUGUACGCCAGUUGCAAGACUUAAUAACCAUAGAGCAAGUGUUAAUGGUAUUGCCUGGGCUCCUCAUUCAUCUUGUCACAUUUGUACAGCAGGAGAUGAUCAUCAGGCAUUAAUUUGGGAUAUACAACAAAUGCCAAGAGCUAUUGAAGAUCCAAUUCUUGCCUAUACUGCUGCAGAAGGAGAAGUAAAUCAAAUUCAGUGGGGUGCUACACAACCUGACUGGAUUGCGAUUUGUUAUAAUAAAGCAGCAGAAAUUCUUAGAGUAUAAAAACAAAAACAUUUAGAUUCAUGACAUUUUAUGUGUCAAAUCUUUCAAAUCAUUUACAAAAAUUCAUUAAAUCAUGUAUUGGACUUCAGUAUUUGUACAGAAUUUCAUCUUUAUUAUAAGUUUUUUUAUACUUAUUUUGUACCUGUAAAGUAGACAUGUACAAAUACUAGUUAUUUUUGAAGAUAUUAAGAUUCAAAAUUAUAUAGAUAAAAAUAUUUGAUAUAAUUAAUGCUUAUUUUUUAAUUAAAAAAUAUGUAUAAAUUUUAAAACAAUAUGGUUUCAUAUUCAAAUUAUUAAAGUAAAUAAGGCUAAAUUGAAAAUAUCCAGUAUAUGUACAUGUUAACUUAAUACAAUGUUUUAUUUUUAUGAUUAUUUUAUGUAUCUAAAAAUUUUAGAUUUAUUUAAAAAUUGUCAUAUGACUGACUAAAUCAUACAAAUUUAUAAAGGAAUUCAUUAAAUAAUUAGAAGUUAAAUAAUAGCAUAAAAAUGAAUAUAAAUAGCGAUAAAUCACAUGUAUAUUUAUAAUAAUGUAUAUGAUCGUAAUUGAUGUAUCUUAUUUUGUGAUGAUAAAAUUAAUCUAUUUCUUCUAGAAGAAAUAUUAAAUCAAUUAAUCAAUUUAAACAAUCCACAUGAAAUAUAACAAAAUAAAAUAUAUCUAUUACGUUAUAUAAUUGUAUAUAUGUUUAUACUUAGACUUGAUUUUGUAGAAAAAAAUAUUAUAAUAUAAUAAUAGAUUUUCAUACACUUUUACAUUAGUAAUAUAGGUUGUUAAAAAUCAUAUGCAAAAAUUAUUAUUAUAUUAAAAUGCAAUACACAUUUGUAUUUUAAUAAAAAAUUAUCAAGUUCUUUUAUUAAAUUCAGAAAAAGUUAUAGCAUUAGCAUUCGUGAUACUAGUAUUAAUAAUAAAAUGUUUUAUAUGCGAUUUUUUGUAAAAUUAUGUUUUGUAAAAAGUAAAUCUUUUUAUAUAUUUAUUAUUUCAGUAGUUUAAAUUAAUCAUUAAGAACUGAGAAUUAUAUCUUUUGUACUCAGAAUAACAUGAUGGGAUUUGUAAUUAGUACAAUUUAAGUUUUAGAAAAGUACGAUUUAUAUUGGUAUUCAAAUAUUUUAUAAUUUACAACUUAAUGAGCGAGAUGCAUUAUUUACAAUAAUGAAAUGUGUAUGCGAGAUAAAAUAUUAGCCAAUUAAUACAUUCAUUUUCCACAAUAAUCUUCUGUUGAUUUUUCAUGAAAUGUCUGAUAACUUUAUACAGAUAUAAGAUUAGACUAUUAUAAUACUAUCACUACUUCAAUAAAUAUCAUUAACUCUGA